CAGAGUUGCGCAGAAAAAUUAUCGACCAUAUAUCGAGUAUAAAUUUCCCACAAACGAUUAGUUUCGAAGCAAAUACUGAUAUUCGAAAAAGCGCAUAUAACUGUGAUAUCCCAAAAAAACAAAUAUAUUUUAAGAAGUAUUUUCAUAAAAAAUCGGUUAGAUAUGGCAUUUACUCGAACCAAGCAUGCAACUAGAGAUCAUUUGCCACAUUUAUUAAUUAAUGUACCAGAGGAGCACCAAGAACCAAUAAAACAAAUGUGUUUGAAAAUGAUGUCUCAUGAUGCCUAUGGCAAGCCUUAUCAAUGGACCUCACGAGAUUUUGAUAUGGGCGCACCCCUAGGACGCGGCAAAUUCGGACGAGUCUACUUAGCACGCGAGCGACACUCUCACUUUAUGGUGGCCAUGAAAGUGAUGUUCAAAGAGGAACUGCGCAAGGGCAACGUACAGCGCCAGGUAUUGCGCGAAAUUGAAAUACAAUCGCGUCUAAAACAUCCGAAUAUCCUCCGCUUGCUCACCUGGUUUCAUGAUGAGUCUCGCAUUUAUUUAGCACUUGAAAUAGCCUCAGAAGGCGAGCUGUUCAAGCACUUGCGCAAUGCACCGAAUCAUCGCUUCGAUGAGCCCCGAUCAGCUAAAUACACCUAUCAGGUGGCCAAUGCACUCAACUAUUGUCAUCUCAACAAUGUCAUACAUCGUGAUCUGAAGCCGGAAAAUAUUCUUUUAACGAGCACCGAUGAUCUAAAGCUAGCAGAUUUUGGUUGGUCCGCACAUACACCGAACAACAAGCGAAAAACGAUGUGCGGCACAUUAGACUAUCUUCCACCGGAAAUGGUCAGUGGGCACUUCUAUGAUGACAGCGUCGAUCAAUGGUGUUUAGGAAUAUUGUGCUUUGAAUUCCUGGUGGGUAGUCCACCCUUUGAAUCCAGCACCUCUGAGAAUACUCAAGCCAAAAUCAAACGCCUUGAUAUGCAUUAUCCAUCGCAUCUUUCGCCGGGCGCAAAAGAACUUAUUUCAGGACUUUUACGUCGCGAAGGUCGCAUCAGCUUGGUGGACGUCAUGACAAAUUCUUGGGUGAAAGAGGGAAUGGCAAUCCGAGCUGCACAACUACAGCAGCAAAACAAAAAGGGCAAGGAAAAUCUAGCUAAUAAUUAGUCAAAUACGCUUAUA
Drosophila hydei is the source of this 1164-nucleotide messenger RNA. Its product is annotated as aurora kinase B-like. Gene Ontology annotation, biological process: protein phosphorylation; regulation of cytokinesis; mitotic spindle organization. Gene Ontology annotation, cellular component: spindle midzone; spindle microtubule; spindle pole centrosome. Bases 163 to 1149 code for a protein of 328 amino acids. The record is from RefSeq and is a predicted model, not a curated record. NCBI's taxonomy places the organism in Eukaryota, Metazoa, Arthropoda, Insecta, Diptera, Drosophilidae. The transcript is spliced from 3 exons. Gene Ontology annotation, molecular function: ATP binding; protein kinase activity.